This is a messenger RNA of Anolis carolinensis (green anole), 4609 nucleotides long. Its product is annotated as toll-like receptor 1. The transcript is spliced from 3 exons. Bases 927 to 3290 code for a protein of 787 amino acids. Gene Ontology annotation, biological process: inflammatory response; cellular response to bacterial lipopeptide; immune response. Gene Ontology annotation, cellular component: plasma membrane. The record is from RefSeq and is a predicted model, not a curated record. Gene Ontology annotation, molecular function: transmembrane signaling receptor activity; lipopeptide binding; Toll-like receptor 2 binding. NCBI's taxonomy places the organism in Eukaryota, Metazoa, Chordata, Lepidosauria, Squamata, Anolidae.
CUUUAAGAGUGCUUAAGAUAGGAAAAUGCUGAUUGUGCAUAUUUAUGCCCAUGUAUGUAAGCAUGUGAAGUGACGUACUAAUGACGAGAUGUAUGUAGAAGCAUGUUCUUUGUCUGAAAAUGUAUAAAAGGCAAGUCAAUGCCUUGAUAGGGUGCUCUGGUUUGCUUUUUGGAACACAUUCCACUUCCAGAGACUCAGCUGAAAUAAUAAACCGGACUUUUUGGUCUCUCAGAAGGAUCUCUCUUGGUGUUAUCUCCCUUCAUCUACAACAAUUCUAUGAAAACCUACAAAACCUCUCAUGUGCCUAACUUGGGGACUGCCUGUAUAUGUGGAAUAGGAAAAGAUGAGGGACUGAGAUGAAGAAACAGGGACUGUGUUGUUGUUGUGUUUGUUGUCCAAGGCUUUCAUGUGUUGUUAUUCUUUGUGAAAAGACAGGGGCCCACACAACUGUCCCAGGCGGGGAAGGGAAGAAGGAGAGAAAGGGAGCAAAUAGGAAAGUGAAUGGACAGAGGCCACACCCGCGUUUGCAAGGGCUUCGAGGGCGGGUUGAAGGAGUACUUUCUCUUUCAGUGUCUUCCUCCCCUCCUGCUUCCCACUCAACUCCCAGAAAGGGAGGCUUGUCUCCUUCGGUGUGGCUUCCUGGCCAUCGUCUAAACGGAGCAGGCAUCCUCAGAGGUUGUCAGCUCUGUCGUCGAAGGCUUUCAUGGCCAGGAUCACUGGGCUGCUGUGAGUUUUCCGGGCUGUAUGGCAGAAGCAUGUAUGAAGCAUUCCGGGCUGUAUGUUCCAGAAGCAUUAUCUCCUGACGUUUUGCCCACAUCUAUGACAGGCAUCUUCAGAAGUUGUGAGGUCUGUUGAAAACUAGCAUCCUGUGACCAAUACUGAAAAACAAGCAUCCCAAAAAGGAUUUGAAAGAACCAUCAUACUCUAUGGCUGAAAGAAAAUACUCCAACACCAGCAGCUUCUUCUCUAUUUGUAUAUUUAUAGUAUCUUGUAAUGUCAUCUCUGCCUCUGUGGAAGAUGGACUCAUAGCAAACUAUUCUAGAACAAUCCGAUACACUGUUCCAAAGAACAUACCAUCAAAAACAACUGUACUGGAUUUAUCCCACAAUCAAAUUCAGGAAAUUCGGAGUUUUGAUUUCCAUUCCCUUCCCAAACUACAAGCAUUAAUACUGUUUGACAACCAGAUCAAAGUGCUUAACUUCAGUGUUUUCCAAUACAAUAAAGACCUACAAUAUCUAGAUCUAUCCCACAACAACUUGCAGGCUCUUUUUGGUCUUCCUAUACCAAGUAUCAGGCAUUUAGAUGUCUCUUAUAAUGAUGACAUAAAGAUGACCUUGUGCUCUGACUCUGGCACAACAUGGAAGCUGGAAUAUUUUGGCCUGAGUACUAAGAGAAUGCAGAAAUCUGAUUUCUGUGCCCUUGCUCACUUGCAAGUAGAAACUCUAUUCUUGGGCUUAGAAGAUCUCUCGGAAUAUCACCCUGCUUUCCUUCCAGCAUUCAAUAUGAAGAAUCUUCGGAUUGUGCUCCCCAACAUAAGGAGGUUCCCCAUUAUUUUGGAUCUAGACCUCAAUGUUACAGAAAGUUUAGAGGUUUCAAAUAUUCAAGAUGAUCAAAUCAAGCACUCGAUAACAUUUCUAUUGAAACACAACAAAAAUGGAAGACUGCUGAAUUUAACAGUGACUAGUAUAAAAAUUUCUUGGAGAGAUAUCGUGAAUGUUUUGACGGUUGUGUGGAAAUCCACCAUUAGAUAUUUCCAUAUCUAUGAUGUGACCGUUUUAGAAUUUGAUUAUUCAGUUUUCAGUAACAUUGAUACCUCUCUACAGGCUUUGUCCAUAAAACAAACCAGGCUUGCUACUGUGAAUGUUAAUCAAACCAUUGUGUAUAGAACUUUUUCAGAAAUGAACAUUCCAACCUUGACAAUCUCUGAUUCUGGUAUAUUAUUCAUGCAUUGCCCUUCAAAACCCAGUCGUUUCACAUACUUAAGUUUUUCAAAUAACACAUUGACUGACACAAUUUUCCAAAACUGCAAUAACCUCCCUCUCCUAGAAACACUCAUUUUGCAGAGAAAUUACCUUAAAGAUCUCACAAAAGUGAGUUUAAUGACAAAUCCCAUGAAGUCUCUGAAAUAUUUGGAUGCGAGCCAUAAUUUCUUGCAAUAUGAAGGUGAGAAUAAGUGCCACUGGGCCGAAAAUAUGGUUGAACUGAAUUUGUCAUCUAACAUGCUGUCUGAAUUGGUCUUUAGAUGUUUACCGAUCAACGUGAAAAUUUUGGAUCUGCACGAGAACCAUAUUUCAAGGGUUCCUAAAGAGAUGCUUAAGCUGAACAAUUUAGAAGAGCUGAAUUUGGCUUUUAAUAAGUUAACUGCAUUGCCUGGAUGUGAUUCUUUUAGAAGUCUCAGAUUGCUGAACAUAGAAAACAAUUCUGUUCUUUCUCAAUCUUCGGAAUUCUUUGAAAGCUGCCAGUACAUCCAAAGGUUAAAAGGAGGAAACAAUCCGUUCAAGUGCUCCUGUGAAUUAAGAGAGUUCAUUAAUCUUGGAAAACAGGGAUCAGUGGAGUUGGUUGGAUGGCCUGACUCUUACAUGUGUGAAAAACCUGAAUAUGUAAGGGGAACUCUUUUAGCAAAUUUUCACAUUUCAAAACUUGCUUGUAAUGUGACUCUCCUUGUUGCUGUAAUUCUGAUUAUUACAGUGGUCUUUGGUGUAGUUGUUUGCAUCAUCUGCCUCCGUUUCGAUAUCCCAUGGUAUUUGAAGAUGAUCUGGCAGUGGACCCAAGUUAAACGAAGGAACUGGAAGAGUCAGCAGCUGAACACUAUACAGUUCCAUGCCUUUGUCUCCUAUAGCGAGCAUGACUCGGACUGGGUGAAAACUGUCCUGAUUCCAAACCUGGAGAAGGAAGAUGGCUCCAUCCGGAUCUGCCAACAUGAAAGGAACUUUGUGGCAGGGAAAAGCAUUGUCGAGAACAUCAUAGACUGCAUUGAGAAAAGUUACAAGUCAAUCUUUGUAUUGUCUCCCAAUUUUGUGCAGAGCGAAUGGUGCCAUUAUGAGCUCUACUUUGCCCAUCACAAGUUGUUCAGUGAAGAUGUUUAUGGCUUAAUCCUUGUUUUGCUAGAGCCAAUCCCUACCUAUAUUAUUCCUGCCAGGUAUCACAAACUGAAGGCCUUGAUGGCCAAGAGGACAUACUUGGAGUGGCCAAAGGAGAAGAGCAAGCAUGGACUUUUCUGGGCUAACCUUAGGGCAGCCAUUCAGACUGUGCUUCCUAACAAUGAGGAAAUGGAGGAAUUGCAGGGUUAAAAAAGUCAAUUUGUAUGUGCACCUAAAGUUUUCAUUUUAUCAGUCAAGUGCAAAUGUUAAAUGCACACAAUUAGGAACAUGAUUUUUUAAAACAGAAAAGUUUUGAAAAUACUGAAAAGUUUGUAAAUGAAAUGAAGAACAUUAAUGGUGUCAUUGCGGUGUGCCUUCAGGUUGUUUCAGAUGUAUGGCGACCUAAGACCAACCCAGCAUGGUGUUUUCUUGGCAGGAUUUGUACUUGUUGAGUUGACCUUCCUCUGAGGCUGAGAGAGUAUGAUUUGUCCAAAGUCACCCAGUGGAUUUCCGUCGCUAAAUGUGGAUUUGAACCCUGGUUUUGAAUCCUAAUCCAACUCAGACCACUGCACUAUGGUGUAAUGUUUAUGAAGCAAUGCUGUAACGUAGCAUCUCUAGAAAAUAUCAAGUAUAGUUCAAAACCACUCAUGUCCCAUGAAGCAUGAUGGGGUUAUGGUUAAGAAAGUAAGACUGUGCUGUUCACAUAUAACAAUGCCACUAUGGGUUGCUACUGAAAAGCUCUUCCAUCUUGCAUAAUUUUCUUGAACGUGUAGGUACAAAUAUUGUUCAACUGUACUGUCAAUCCUCCACUGGAUACGCUGAUGGAGGUUGUAGUCAAUUUCCCCAUACUGUGGGUCUUCAAGAACAAAAUGGUCCUCAUGUCAAAUACCUGACACAGAAAAUUGCAUUUCUUUACCUGCUUUUGAUUGAAAUAACGAAAUAUGCCUUCCCUUUCUGGCUGAAAGCAUUACCAUGCUGGGAGGUUUUUAACUGCAACACCAGCGGCUCCAGUUUGAUUUAGCUAUUCCUAGGGUGCAUCGAUGCUGUAGAAUUAAUGAGGUUUUACACCAUUUUAACUGCAGUGGCUCAAUGCUAUGGAAUAAUGGGAAUUGCACUUUUGCAAGAUCUUUAACCUCACCAGGAUUCUAUAGCUUUGAACCAUGGCAGUUAAAGUGAUGUCAAACUGUAUCAAAGUCUUUUUUUGGAGCUGCACAGAUUAAAUUACAUUCUUCUGCUACCACCUGCUGGUUAGCGUUUAUAUUACAAUGCCUCCAAUUUGCUUGGUUGUACUUAGUUGCUUGGUUGUGCCUAGUUGCUUGGUUGUGCCUAGUUUACAAGACAUCUUUGAAUAAAUUGGCGGACUCCUGAAUUAGUUGUAUGACUAGAGGACAAAGACCUCCACUUCUAAACCUAGAUCACAGAAAAGAUGUCACACGUUUUGCACUAAAGAAGUAUGUAUGCAAUUUUGACUCUGUUGCUAUUAUUGUUAAGAUACACUGUUACAUUGAAUAAAUACUGUUCUUUGGGAA